Molecule: messenger RNA, 2531 nt
Organism: Boleophthalmus pectinirostris (great blue-spotted mudskipper)
Lineage: Eukaryota; Metazoa; Chordata; Actinopteri; Gobiiformes; Gobiidae
Product: programmed cell death 1 ligand 1-like
Exons: 4
Coding region: 112-978 (288 amino acids)
Biological process (GO): cellular response to lipopolysaccharide; cell surface receptor signaling pathway; positive regulation of T cell proliferation
Cellular component (GO): external side of plasma membrane
Source: RefSeq, a predicted model, not a curated record
CUCUCCCUCCGUCAUUCUGACUGUCGCUCUCUACCUCGCUUCUUCCUCCUUUUUUGCACGUACGCAGUGGACUUUUUGAAACCCUCGAGUCUGAGCGAACAGGAAACAACCAUGAGGUCAAGGGCACGUUCCCAUCUGCUGCUCCUGCUCUGGGCCUCAGCGCUGGUGACCUCGACCCCCCCUCCAGAGCCUUUAGAAGUGUCCCUGUGGAAAAGUGUGGUCCUGCCCUGCUUCGCUCCUCCAGGGACCAACCUCCAGGAUGUGGUUCUGGAAUGGACCCGAGAGGACCUGGAAAACAACAACGUCUUCCUGUUCCGAGAUGGACGGCCCUACCUGGUCUAUCAGCACGGACAGUUCAAGGAUCGCGUAGAACUCAAAGACCCGUCCUUCAAAAACGGAAACCUGUCCAUGACCCUGAAGGACGCCAGCCAUGAGGACAGCGGUCGGUACCGAUGCACCGUCUUCAGCUCAUCACACGUCAAGAAACGCUCCGUGUACAACACACCGCCGGUCAAAGUCAUCGACCUCAAAGUAGUCGAUCCAGAGCCUGAGAGGAUCCGGGCACUUCCUGGACAAGACGUGGUCCUAAAGAUGGAGCCUGUGGACUACCCUGUAACCUCCAUCAUGUGGAAACGCCCCGAAGAUGAAGAACACUUCGUGUUUCUCCACGGCAUGGGCCACCCGCACCACCAGCACCCACAGUACGACGGCCGUGUCCAACUAAAGAACCAAGACCAGAACCAAGACCAGAUCCAAGACCUGUCCGUGGUCCUGCACAGAGCCCAGCCCGGCGACAGCGGAGAGUACCACGGCUACAUCGUCCAAUCACAGCACCGCAUGAAGAGGGACACUCACCAAUCAAAACCUGCCAAAGUGAUCAUCCUCGAUGUGUUGGCAAGUGGGGCCUGCAGGUUCGAAGCUGGAGUUGGUUUUGUGGCUGCCGUCUUCAUCUCAUUGAUACUUCACUUCUUCAAAUAGUAAAGGUGUCAUUUGUUUAUUUGAUUUUGUUUGAGAAUUAAAAACUUAAAGAGGGGGUAUUCUGAACAAUUGACUUUCUGGAACUUUCGACGAAGUUCUAAUGUUUCCUCAUCCAAAACACGUCUAAGGAGGUUUUAGAUUCAUCAAUGCAUAUUUGAGUAAUCUAGUGAUCUCUCCUGGGCCCUAUUCCGCCCACAGGUCUACACGCGCCCUCACGGGACAAUUCUCCAGAAAUAUACAAAAGCAUGACACACCUGUGACACAGAGACUGGACGAACCUGUUGUGACGUGCAGGAGUUUCAUUAGUGGGACGAACGCUCCAUGAGUUGUGACGCUCUGAAGGGGGAGUGACUGUCAAAAACAAAAUGUUAAUAUGAUGUUUUGGGGAAAUAGAGCAUUUUCAAAACAAUAAAAGGAACAUGGUGAUCUAAAUAUGUCACGUACCCCCUCUUUAAUAGACCUUUUUCACAAUGGCCCGAAGUCCCGCGAUGUCGAGGAAACGUUACUUCCAGUUAAUGUUUUUCUGUGUAAAUGUUUGUGUGUAAAUGUGUCAUAUUCUUCAUAAAUCUGCCCCAUCACCAAAUCUUCAACCAACAAGCUCCACAAAGGACAAACAUUAUAACAUGAACAAUUUAUCCACAACUAUCAAGAGAAAAAAGAGCAAAACUUAAGGAAACAAUGACCACACAAGAAACUAAACUAAUGUGAUGAUCAUGAAUAAAACAGAAGGAACUUGUUCACUCAGACUCAUUCUACAAUUAAAAUUUUAAAUUGAUAGAUUUCACGAUGUAGAUAUUUGCACUGACAGAGAGAUUUGUGCAGUUCAAAUGUUACAGAUGUUCACAGAUUACAGGUCUAACAUUUAAACUGCACAAAUCUCUCUGUCUAUGUUAAUAUCAACAUCAUGAAAUAGAUUUUUAAUUUUAAUUCUAGAAUCAGUCUGAGUGCACAAGUUACUUCUGAUGUAUUCACGACCAUAACAUUAGUUUUGCUCAGUAGUUCAUUAACAGUGUUUGGAGUAACGCGUUAUAAAAGUAAUGAAUUACUGUAAUGUGUUGCUUUUUGCUGUAAUGUGGCAUCACAGGGGGAAAAAAGGUAAUAUUUUACUUGGUACAAAUGUCCUUAACCUGGAAUGAAGUGGUGGGUUUUUUGUUUUUCUUCAUACAAAUUUGCUAAAAUUAGUGCUGUCAAGCGAUAAAAAAUAUUGAGAGAUUAAUUAAAUGUGCUCUGUAAUUAAUGUCUUUUUAAUCUCACCUAAAAAUUGCUGAGAAAAGUCUCAACUUGAGGUAUUUUCAUUUAAAUUCAUUAUUACAUUAUUGUGGCAGAUUAAAAGACUUUAACAAACUUUAACAGAUGCAGUCACUUACACUCCACAGUAUCAUCAUUAUUAUUAUUACUGUUACUCUAUAUUACUCAACUUUACAACAUAUAAACAUAAACACUCUAGAGCCACAUCAGCUGUUUGACAUUAUCAUGUGUUUAAUGCAGAUUUGCACAAGUCUCACAGAAACAAAACUUAAAACCACAUGACUCAUUUGCAUAAAAUAAGCGGA